AUGCAUUCCUUACCAACGAGGCAACUAGGCAAGAGCGGGCCUCGUGUCUCAGCCCUAGGCUACGGCGCUAUGGGAUUAUCAGCGUCGUACGGCAAGGUCGAAGAAAACGAAGCCAGGUUCGCGGUUCUAGACCGUGCGCUGGAGCUUGGGUCAACGUUUUGGGAUACUUCGGACGUUUAUGCGGACAGCGAAGACCUUUUGAGGCUAUGGUUCGAGCGGACAGGCAAACGCGACCACAUCUUCCUCGCUACGAAGUUCGCGGUCACGAAAGACGCCGAUGGCCGGCCGACCAUACGGAGUGACCCGGAGUAUGUGAGGCAGGCUUGUGAGAAGAGCUUGAAGAGGCUGGGGGUGCAGAAGAUUGAUUUGUAUUACUGCCACCGUGUGGAUAAGAAGACGCCGAUUGAGAAAACUGUCGCUGCUAUGGCGGAGUUGAAGAAGGAAGGCAAAAUCGGCGCGAUAGGGCUCAGCGAAGUCUCCGCUUCCACAAUCCGUCGCGCAGAGAAAGUGCACCACGUCGACGCCGUGCAAGUCGAAUACAGUCCUUUUGCACUAGACAUCGAAUCACCGCAAAUUGACAUCCUGCAAACCUGCCGAGAGCUCGGAAUCGCUAUCGUAGCAUACAGUCCGCUCGGUCGUGGUUUUCUCACGGGCCAGAUAAAGAGCCCAGAUGACUUCGAAGAAGGAGACUUCAGAAAGUAUGCGCCGAGGUAUAACAAGGAGAACUUCCCGAAGAAUCUGAAGCUCGUGGAGAAGCUGCAGGAGUUUGCGCGCAAGAAGGGAUGUACGCCUGGGCAGUUGAGCCUGGCGUGGCUGCUGGCACAGGGGGACGAUAUUAUUCCAAUUCCUGGGACCAAGAAGUCCAAGUAUCUCGAGGAGAACAUUGGCGCGCUUGCCGUCAAGCUCACCGCCGAGGAGGUGGAGCAGAUACGCACAGAGAUCGAGAAAGUGGAAGUGGCUGGGGACAGAUACCCGCCUUCAUUCCAGUCGUAUUCAUUUGGCGACACGCCAGAGCUUGCGCCAUGA
Messenger RNA from Trematosphaeria pertusa, 1026 nucleotides. Its product is annotated as Aldo/keto reductase. The record is from RefSeq and is a predicted model, not a curated record. Lineage: Eukaryota; Fungi; Ascomycota; Dothideomycetes; Pleosporales; Trematosphaeriaceae. The transcript is spliced from 4 exons. Bases 1 to 1026 code for a protein of 341 amino acids. Gene Ontology annotation, cellular component: cytoplasm.